This is a messenger RNA of Vombatus ursinus (common wombat), 2248 nucleotides long. RefSeq names its product zinc finger and BTB domain-containing protein 34. The transcript has 4 exons. NCBI's taxonomy places the organism in Eukaryota, Metazoa, Chordata, Mammalia, Diprotodontia, Vombatidae. Gene Ontology annotation, biological process: regulation of transcription by RNA polymerase II. Bases 287 to 1798 code for a protein of 503 amino acids. Gene Ontology annotation, molecular function: DNA-binding transcription factor activity, RNA polymerase II-specific; RNA polymerase II cis-regulatory region sequence-specific DNA binding; protein binding. The record is from RefSeq and is a predicted model, not a curated record.
GGAGCGGCUGGGACGGGCCCGGGGCCUGGCGGAGGUGGACGCCGAGGAAGCGAUGUGAGAGGCCAGCGCCCAGGCCAAAGGCCAAUGAUGCUGCUAGUGCCGAAGUGGAGAGAAUGGGGAAAAGGAUGUGAUUUGAGGAAGGCAGAAGAAGGAAAGUGGCAAGGGAGGAGAGAAGGUAAACAGCCAUUUGAGGGAAAGAAUGUUUUAGUAGCAUAAGUUUACUUGAGGAUAGCAGACAAUUCUCCAGCUCAUCUUCAUGAAGCUGAGUUAGCAUCAGAUACGCUUCAUGUCAGUAGAAAUGGACAGCAGCAGUUUUAUUCAGUUUGACGUGCCCGAGUACAGCAACACAGUUCUGAGCCAGUUAAAUGAACUCCGCCUUCAAGGAAAACUGUGUGACAUCAUUGUGCAUAUUCAGGGGCAGCCGUUCCGAGCCCACAAAGCCGUCCUUGCUGCCAGCUCUCCCUAUUUUCGUGACCAUUCAGCAUUAAGCACCAUGAGUGGCUUAUCCAUCUCAGUGAUUAAGAAUCCUAAUGUCUUUGAACAGUUGCUCUCAUUCUGUUACACUGGAAGAAUGUCCUUACAACUGAAGGAUGUUGUCAGCUUUCUCACUGCUGCUAGCUUUCUUCAGAUGCAGUGUGUCAUUGACAAGUGCACACAGAUCCUGGAGAGCAUCCAUUCAAAAAUCAGCAUUGGGGAUGUCGACUCUGUUACCAUUGGUGCUGAUGAAAACUCAGAAAACCGCAAUGGAGUUAAAGAGAGCAGCUUCUUUGCCAAUCCAGUAGAGAUCUCGCCUCCAUAUUGCUCUCAGGUGCGUCAGCCAACCGCUGGCAAUGAUCUACGGAUGGAGGCCACUCCAAGCAAAUCUCUGCGUGGCCGCUUGCAAGAAGAAGGCCACUCAGACCGAGGAAGCAGUGGGAGUGUCUCUGAGUAUGAGAUUCAGAUAGAAGGUGACCAUGAACACGGGGACUUGAUUGUGAGGGAGAGCCAGAUCACGGAGGUGAAAGUGAAAAUCGAGAAAUCAGAGCGACCUAGCUGUUCAGACAGCUCUUCGUUGGGUGAUGAUGGCUACCACACUGAGAUGGUGGAUGGUGAACAAGUGGUGGCAGUGAAUGUAGGUUCCUAUGGCUCUGUGUUACAGCAUGCAUAUUCCUUUUCCCAAGUAGCCUCUCAGCCAUCAAGUAUAUCAGAAACUUUUGGGAACCUGAGCAACUCCAGCCCGUCCAGGUCUAUGCUAAGUUGCUUCCGAGGGGGCCGGGCCCGCCAAAAGCGCCCCUCUGUCCAUCUGCACAGUGAUCUGCAGAGUUUGGUACAAGGGUCAGAUGGUGAAGCUCUUGUGAAUAAUCCUGGGUAUGAAAGCAGCCCUCGGGAGAGGAGUGCACGAGGCCACUGGUAUCCAUACAACGAAAGAUUGAUCUGUAUUUACUGUGGAAAGUCCUUUAACCAAAAGGGGAGCCUUGACCGGCAUAUGCGACUCCACAUGGGGAUCACCCCUUUUGUAUGCAAGUUCUGCGGUAAGAAGUAUACACGAAAGGACCAGUUGGAGUACCAUAUCCGUGGCCAUACUGACGAUAAGCCUUUCCGCUGUGAGAUCUGUGGGAAGUGCUUUCCCUUCCAGGGAACACUCAACCAGCACCUGCGAAAAAAUCACCCAGGUGUGGCUGAAGUCCGCAGUCGCAUUGAGUCCCCAGAAAGAACAGAUGCAUAUGCAGAACAGAAAAUUGAAAAUGAUGCCUCCAACUCAGAGGCAGUGCUGGAUUCCAGUAUGGAAGUUCACACGGUGUCUAAUGCCCCUGACUAAGAUUUAAAUAAGUGCAACCCAAAAAAAGCACACUCAUCAAUGAAUGCAUUUAAAAAAUUUUUGCUGUAGGUAACUCUUAGCCCAGUUACUGACCUGACCACCUUGAAAUCUAGUAGGUGCACAGUAAAUUUUCCCAAGGUUUCUAAAUAGCACACUUUGCCAUUUUUGUUCUUUGCUUCCAAGGAAACUUGGGUAUAUGUGUGUUGAAAGAGCUUAGAAUCCGAAGGGCUGAAAAUACAGGGAAAAAUACAUGGGCUGAUGCUAUUCCUCUGGAUGAAUUAUUUCAAUCCCAAUUCUGGCAGUAGCGUAGCUAAGCCAGCUGGGUUCACUCUUCCUUCACUACCCAGGGGCACAUAUUCUCUCUCUGUGUGCUUGUAAGUUUCUAUGCAUGUGCAUUGAGAGAGAAUAGCAUGUCCAGAUGAUCUGAUGAUUACAUUUUAGAGUUGAAAA